Ordospora pajunii is the source of this 864-nucleotide messenger RNA. RefSeq lists its product as uncharacterized. The record is from RefSeq and is a predicted model, not a curated record. NCBI's taxonomy places the organism in Eukaryota, Fungi, Microsporidia, Ordosporidae. The transcript has a single exon. The coding region runs from base 1 to 864 and encodes 287 amino acids.
AUGGCACUAACGUAUAGGGAAAGACUGGAGUUUCUAGAAGGAUUGAAGAGAGGCCCGAUUGACUUGGCUGCAGUUGACCGAAUGGUGGCAUGCGUAAGAGACAGACUGCUUGCAAGACCUGCGCUUUUGAGUCUUGUGAAAGAGUUGACGCGACUGGACGCAUAUAUCAGUGUGAUGCACGGGAUUCUGGAGCAAGAUGAAUGGGACGAGGUUGUGUCUGAGUAUGAUACGCCCAUAGAGGGAGAGCAUGCAAAGCUAAGGGAAGCGGUUAGGGUGUUUCUAUUUGCUUAUGGGCGUCUUGACAGGGUGAUCUGUGAGUUUGGGACCGAAGAUGUACUGGAUGCGUUUAGGAAGCCGCUUGUGUCGAAGACAUUGAAUGUGCAGUUUCUUUUGUUUAGAGUGUGUAGUGUUAAGCCUUUGAGUGUUUUUAAGUUUUUGUUUGAGAUGGUGGAUGAAAACCCGACUGUUUUUCUUCCGUAUUUAUCGUCGCUUGUAGUAAGAUGCAAGUUUGAUGAGGAGGUUAAGAGAGGUGUUGUUGAUGAGUAUGUGAGGUAUGUAAAGGGAUUGAAGAGGACGAAGAGCAUCCAAGUGGUAUUGGCAUGUCAGUGCCUCUUGUACAUGUCAUGCUUUAUGAGGAAGAUUGUGUGUGAUGCGAGAGAUGAGAUAGAAUGGAUGUUUUCGUUGGGUGUGGUUGCAUGCAUGAACAAGAAUGUAGUAAGGAUGUUUUGUGAGAUGUAUGGAUACGAGUGCAAGGUGUUUUGCAGCUAUGAUUAUGACUGUUUGUAUUUUUUCCCGUUUGAUGUGCCUGUGCUGAGCGAGGUAUAUGAGAGUGUGGAUGAGCUAUAUAUCCACUUUGAAAGAUGA